AAUCCAGCGCUCUCCUGGGUUUCUCGUGUUCUCCCUGACGAAACGCACUCUGUUCAUGGACCUCGACCAGUUCGUAACCAUUUCCUCAAGGGCAUUCUUUCCGGAGAUGCCCUCACUGCCUUCCAUUUGACGUUGACACCGGAUUUCAAAUCUUUGUCACCGACCGGUAUUCAUAGCAUAUAUUCGCUCAUUGAUUUUGAUCAUGCACUCUCUCAGUUCAUCAGAUGUUUUUCUCUCUCCACCGGUGAGCAUACCCGCUGGGACCACAGAUACGGGCGCUUUAGCGCGUGGAAAAAAUUUCGACUGCAACUUCAUUCUGCCUUCCAGCCACAGCUGAUCAUGCCAAGCAGAGUGGUACAGGCAUAUCCACCUGGUGAAAGUUUCCCCCUCGGAAACUGCGAUAAUGUUCUCGUUGACAUCACAGGCGACGAUGGCCAAAUCACAAGUCGUGUUGCACAAGUUCGACUUGUUUUUCAGCCGAAUCUUCCGCGUGCUUCUAACCUGGUCUUGCCAUCAUAUCUAUCCUGCCCGCUCCUCUACAUUCAGUAUUAUCACUUUGUUGCCAGUCCUAAUGACCACCCUGAACUCGCGAUGUGGACAGUAGAGCGUUCAUAUGUGGAAGACCAACAUGGUAAACACAGAUGUGGUGGUGUGGUUCCAUUGACAAGCGUAACGCACGCUGUUGAGUUAAUCCCAGAAUAUGGUGAAAAGGCAGAUGAAAAGAUUUCUUCGGCCAUUUGUUUGGAGAGCUAUGACCGUUUUUUUCUGAACAAUUUCGCAGAUAAGGAGAGUUAU
Messenger RNA from Suillus plorans, 795 nucleotides. RefSeq lists its product as uncharacterized. The annotation marks the transcript as partial. Lineage: Eukaryota; Fungi; Basidiomycota; Agaricomycetes; Boletales; Suillaceae. The record is from RefSeq and is a predicted model, not a curated record. The transcript has 2 exons.